This is a messenger RNA of Oldenlandia corymbosa var. corymbosa, 1280 nucleotides long. Lineage: Eukaryota; Viridiplantae; Streptophyta; Magnoliopsida; Gentianales; Rubiaceae. The record is from the annotation of a GenBank genome assembly.
AUCUUGACCGGCACUACUUCAGCUAGCUAGCCUCUCUUGCCGCCACUAGAUCUCGAUUCAAGUGGUAAAAUUAGUUUCAGAAGCUGAAUAAUAUUCAUUGGACUAGAUAUUAAUUAAUAUCCCGGCAAAUAAACAUGCUCUGGAGAUGCUUCUGUUUCUCCGCCAAAGAAGACUCUCUCAACAUCGAUAGUGGAAAGAAGAAAAGGGAUUACCCGUGGGAGAUAUAUACCCUGAAGGAACUUCUUCAUGCUACAAACAAUUUCCAUGAAGAUAACAAGAUUGGAGAAGGCGGAUUUGGCAGCGUUUACUGGGGUCGAACUACUAAAGGCGGUGAGAUCGCGGUCAAACGGUUGAAGGCAAUGAGUGCCAAAGCAGAAAUGGAAUUUGCAGUUGAAGUGGAGAUACUUGGUCGGGUGAGACAUAAGAAUUUGCUUAGUCUAAGAGGAUUUUAUGCCGGCGGGGAAGAGCGGCUAAUCGUAUAUGAUUACAUGCCCAACUACAGCUUACUCACUCAUUUACACGGUAAACGCGCUCCCGAUCUGCUUCUAGAUUGGCCUCGUCGAAUGAGCAUAGCCACCGGAUCCGCUGAAGGAAUUGCGUAUUUGCAUCAUGAGGCUACUCCUCACAUUAUACACAGGGACAUUAAGGCCAGCAAUGUACUUCUAGAUUCGAAUUUCGUAGCAAAAGUUGCCGAUUUUGGGUUCGCGAAACUUAUACCGGAAGGUGUGACACACGUAACAACUAGAGUGAAGGGAACAUUGGGAUAUUUGGCACCGGAAUACGCAAUGUGGGGGAAAGUUUCCGAGAGUUGCGACGUUUAUAGUUUUGGGAUAUUGCUCCUUGAAAUCAUCAGUGCUAGAAAGCCAUUGGAAAAACUCCCCGGUGGGGUGAAGCGUGACAUUGUGCAAUGGGCCACCCCAUAUGUACAAAAGGGAGCAUUUGAUCAGAUCGCUGAUCCGAGGCUCAAGGGCAAAUUCGACCGCGAUCAGUUAAAAGCAGUUGUUAUGAUUGCCAUGAGGUGUACAGAUAAGAAUCCCGAUAACCGGCCGUCCAUGUUGGAAGUGGUAGAUUGGCUCAAGGGUAGUAGCUUCAGAAUUGGGAGUAAAAACCAGAUUAAACUUGGCCAAAAAGUUGUUGAUGAAUCGGAGGAAGAGGACGAUCAGGACGAGGACGAAUCUGAUGUGUUUGGAAUGGACAAAUCCACCAGAGGAAUGAAGGGUUUUGAUCCCUUUCGAGCAGCAACAGGGAAGAAUAUGGGUGGACCGUGGAAGAUCAACUGA